Molecule: messenger RNA, 1563 nt
Organism: Myotis brandtii (Brandt's bat)
Lineage: Eukaryota; Metazoa; Chordata; Mammalia; Chiroptera; Vespertilionidae
Gene: NAA60
Product: N(alpha)-acetyltransferase 60, NatF catalytic subunit
Exons: 8
Coding region: 233-1168 (311 amino acids)
Biological process (GO): N-terminal peptidyl-methionine acetylation
Cellular component (GO): Golgi membrane
Molecular function (GO): protein-N-terminal amino-acid acetyltransferase activity; histone acetyltransferase activity
Source: RefSeq, a predicted model, not a curated record
UUUACUCUGGCUGUGUCUUCCCAUGUGACUGUGUGAGCUGGCAGCGCAGGCUCAUCUGUGCCCUCAUUUUCUGUUCCAGGAAGAUGACUCUGCUGAUCUUUCAGGUUGGAGAACAUCCCUCCCACACAGUUGUAUUAACCCCUCUACACAGCCCAGUUGCCAGCACUAUUGUGUUCACUAAUGUGCUGUUUGCCAUGGAAGUACUUGAGCAAAAGAAGUGGCUUCUGUGUGAAUGACAGAGGUGGUGCCAUCCAGCGCCCUCAGCGAGGUCAGCCUGCGCCUCCUCUGCCACGAUGACAUAGACACUGUGAAGCAUCUGUGUGGCGACUGGUUCCCCAUCGAGUACCCAGACUCAUGGUAUCGUGACAUCACCUCCAACAAGAAGUUCUUUUCCCUUGCUGCAACCUACAGGGGUACCAUUGUAGGAAUGAUAGUAGCUGAAAUAAAAAGUAGGACCAAGAUACACAAGGAGGAUGGAGAUAUUCUAGCCUCCAACUUCUCUGUUGACACACAAGUUGCAUACAUUCUAAGUCUUGGAGUAGUGAAGGAAUUCAGAAAGCACGGCAUAGGUUCUCUUUUACUUGAGAGUUUAAAGGAUCACAUAUCCACCACUGCCCAGGACCACUUCAAAGCCAUCUACCUGCAUGUCCUCACCACCAACAACACAGCAAUAAACUUCUACGAAAACAGAGACUUCAAGCAGCACCACUAUCUCCCCUAUUACUAUUCCAUCCGUGGGGUCCUCAAAGAUGGCUUCACUUAUGUCCUCUACAUCAAUGGUGGCCACCCUCCCUGGACCAUCUUAUAUCCUUUUCUUCUCAGGGGAUUUACCGCCAGGCCCACAGCCUACUCUGCAGCUUCCUGCCAUGGUCGAGCAUCUCCACCAAGGGCGGCAUUGAAUAUAGCCGGACCAUGUGAUGCCAGCCGGGCAGCCUCCAACAGGUCCCACCCCUUGGCGCCCUCUGGAUCUCACCUUCCUGGCCAUUUGACCUCAACUGUGUUCUGCAGAGGAGCUGGCCCAUCACCUGCCCCAGCUGCAGGCCCGGUGCUACAUGGGCUCGGGAGCAGAGCGUCGUGGGGCGGGUAUGCCCGGUCUCCAACAGGCUCUUCCAGCCCUCCUUCCUGCUCUGGAAACCUCUGCCCUUGCCCUGGGCUGGCCCCCAUGUGAGGGCACCAGCCUCAUAGGCUGGCCACAGCGUUCACUGUGGUCAGUUGCUUCUGCUGCCCUGGGAGUAUGGGGGCAGGAGAGGGCUUCCUUCCCUGCACGUCCUCACUGGCCUCUUCCCCCGCACUGCCCGUUCCUUCCAACUCCUUCCUCCAAAGCCGGAAUUAACUCCUGGGAGGGAGGAACCCAAGUGUUAUGGAUAGACUUGGCCCUAAAGACACAGGAGCCUCAAAACAAUGAAGAGGUGAAAUAAAGGGAAUGCCAAACCCUUGUAAAGAACCAGCCUCAGAAGCCUGGGGGGCAGGAGCAACCCCUACCUCCCCAGGAGGGGCUGGCGAGUGGUGGGAGGCUUUUCACCCAAGCAGAGCUCUGGGGCUUGGCUCCCUGGCAUGGUGGUC